AUGAGUUUGUUUUCGGUGUUCCGCACAAAGCAUGUGAAUGUACUUCUAUGUGGGUUUGAUGGAGUUGGGAAGACUUCGAUCACGCUCAGUUUGUCUGGUUUAAAUCCAUCAGUCUUUCCACCGAAGCCUACAUUUGGGUAUAAUUCCCCAACUCUACACUUCAGUGGAGUCAAAUGGAUUUUUUGGGAUGUAUGUGGCCAACAAAAGUUUCGAAAUUUGUGGCGGUCGUAUUAUAAGAAUGUUCAAUGUGUUGCGUUUGUUAUUGAUGCAACUGAUACUGAACGUUUUGAAGACGUAAAAUCGACAUUAAUAGCUAUGAUUAAUGACCAAGAACUCAAAAAUUGCCCUUUUUUGGUCUGGGUCAAUAAAGGACAUGUGGACAAAUUAAAUGAGCUGCCGAAAAAUAAAGUCCUCGUUUUGGACUGCGACGCAAUGAAUGGAACUGGUCUUAAAGAAGGACUCAAAUGGCUUAAAAAGGAAGUCAACCCAAAAAAGUGA
This is a messenger RNA of Entamoeba invadens IP1, 498 nucleotides long. Its product is annotated as ADP-ribosylation factor, putative. Bases 1 to 498 code for a protein of 165 amino acids. Gene Ontology annotation, biological process: vesicle-mediated transport; intracellular protein transport. Gene Ontology annotation, cellular component: cytoplasm; Golgi apparatus. The transcript has a single exon. Gene Ontology annotation, molecular function: GTPase activity; GTP binding. Lineage: Eukaryota; Evosea; Mastigamoebida; Endamoebidae. The record is from RefSeq and is a predicted model, not a curated record.